Molecule: messenger RNA, 1162 nt
Organism: Closterium sp. NIES-67
Lineage: Eukaryota; Viridiplantae; Streptophyta; Zygnematophyceae; Desmidiales; Closteriaceae
Source: the annotation of a GenBank genome assembly
ACCGCUUGAAGUGGCUACACUUCUCCUCGUGCAGUCAUUCUCCUCGCAUUCGCCCCUCGGCCGCUCCUCUCAGUGUUCCGCGCGAUAUCAUGCCUGCUCCCACUGCCCUCGUGCUCGUAGCGCUGGUCCUCGCGGGAGUGCAGUUGUGCCUGGCGGGGCCCAACUCCGGCUACGACGCGUCGUUCAACAAGCACUUCCGCCUGCCGUCAUUCUGCAAUGGCACGGAGUGCCAGGUCGGACCAGACGGCACGGUCUCGCUCACCGCCGCCCAGAACAAGAUGGGAGCGUUCGAGUCGAAGAGCUACUUUCAGUACGGCAUCUUCGAGGUGAAGAUGAAGCUGCCGCCGGGGUACUCGGGCGGGCUCAUCCCGUGCAUCUACCUCAUCUCGGGCGAGGGGCUGGACUACCGCGACGUGCACGACGAGAUGGACUUCGAGUUCCUCGGGUGGAACGACCCCUCCAAGAUCAAGAUCCAUACCAACGUCAUCGCUGGGGGGUACACGUUCGUCGAGCAGUACAAGUUCGCGUUCGACCCGUCGGCCGACUUCCACACGUACACCAUGGUCUACGCGCCCAACUGGGUGGUGUGGAAGAUCGACGGCCAGCCCAUCCGCAUCACGUGGCGCGAACCCGGCAAGCCAUUCCCCUCGCUCCCCAUGAAAGUCAUGGGGUCGAUCUGGGACGCGUCGUACUGGCUGCCGUGGAAGAGCGAUUACUCCAAGGGCAACGUGACCGUCAAGUUCCGUCGCUUCGACCUGAAAGACGCGUGCCGCACCGACGACCCCAAGCUCAAGCCCGCCUGCGCCUUCCGCAAAGACGCGCGCAAGGGCGCGUGGCUGAAGCGGCCCACGCGGAAGGAUAUUGCGCGCGCCAAGCGGCACAGAACAAUGUACCUUUACAGAGAGUAUGGCGGAUGGAAACAGGUGGUGUAGAGAAAAUAGAAGCGUGACUUGCGGUACAUCGUGAGAGUAGGGCUAAGCUGAUCGCGUCGCGGGUUAGAAUCCAGGUUAGGAAUGCGGUAGAGAAAUGAUCUGGUAUUAGCACGACCACUAGCUUGUUUAGAUUCAUGUAGGGGAUUGUGCCCAUCAUAAUAUUGAUUUGAUUUGUUUAGUUUCCUGUAAAUCUAGUAUUGGUUGUGUCUGGAAAAUCAUAUUUUGACUCG